Messenger RNA from Miscanthus lutarioriparius, 1122 nucleotides. The record is from the annotation of a GenBank genome assembly. Lineage: Eukaryota; Viridiplantae; Streptophyta; Magnoliopsida; Poales; Poaceae.
AUGGCGCUGCUGAUGGAGCCCGGCGCUGAGCCCCUGACUGAGAGCGAGCAGGCCGACCUGGCCGGCAUUGCCGCCAUCAAGGAGUCGGCGGCGCGCGAAUUCAAGGAGCAGGGGAACCAGUUCGUCCGGAUGGGCCGGAAGCACUACGCCGAGGCGGUCUCCUGCUACACGAAGGCCAUCGCCCAGAUGGAGCCCCUCUCCUCCCUCGACGCAUCUGCCGCCGCUGACGCCUCCGUUCUCUUCGCCAACCGAGCACACGUCAACCUCCUUCUCGGCAACCACCGACGGGCCCUCGACGACGCCGAGCAGGCCAUCCGCCUCUCUCCCUCCAGCGUCAAGGCGUACUACCGGGCAGUGAAGGCGGCGCUUGCGCUCGACUUGUUGACGGACGCGGCAUCCUUCUGCCGGAAGGGGCUCAAACAGGACCCCGCUAAUGAGGAAUUCAAGAAACUGUUGUCGGAAGUGGACGCAAAACUGAGAGAGCAAGACCGUCAGAGAGCCAAGGUUGCAAAAGCAAUCGCCAAAGCCAAGGAUCUUGCUGCUGCUAUGGAGAAGAGAGGGGUGAAGCUUGGGAAGGCAGCCUAUCAAGAACUGACAGGGAUAAAGAAGCCAAAGCUGGAUGAGCAGGGCGUGCUCCACUGGCCUGUUCUUCUGCUCUACCCAGAGGUCAUGUCGAAAAGUUCACCAUUGCCAUGGGAUGAGAACCAUGCUUACACAAGGGACUCAGUCGAAUUGUAUUAUCAGGGUGGUUUUGGCAAACCUUUGUCCAAAAGUGAAGUAUUAAGAUAUCUUCUAGAAGGCACUGUAGAUUUGAAGGCACUUCCAGAUAGCCUGCUUGACGGGGAAGAUGAAGAACAUGACAGUAGCAAAUGUAGCACUGUUACAUCAUCAACUGAUGGCUCCAGUAAGUGGAUCAAAGUAAAAGAAGGAAGAACACUUCAAGAGGUGCUGCAGGAUAAAGGCUAUAUCGUUCCUGCAAUUCCUGAAAGUCGGCCUUCUAUAAAGAUUUCAAGGCUGGAAGUUGGUCUUUGCCAUGAAACAAAACCGGACACUAAGGUUCAGCUUAAAUUGAUCUCCGAGAUGGCAGCAGAUAUGGCAAGAAAGCGGAAGAUGCUCGCUUAA